Molecule: messenger RNA, 3333 nt
Organism: Coccomyxa subellipsoidea C-169
Lineage: Eukaryota; Viridiplantae; Chlorophyta; Trebouxiophyceae; Coccomyxaceae
Product: fibronectin type III
Exons: 20
Coding region: 1-3333 (1110 amino acids)
Molecular function (GO): protein binding
Source: RefSeq, a predicted model, not a curated record
AUGCAGCUCCAAUGGGACCCAGUGCGCCAGCUGUCCUCUGAGAUGCCACCUGGAUUGCCUGGGGUUCCUUCCAGCGGCACAGAUCUUCCAAAAUGCGGCGUGGAGUACUGCCUCGAGACGCGCCUGGAGUCAAGCGGGGCAGGGCCGUCUGGUGCAAGUCAAGCACCCUGGCAGAUCUGCUACCGUGGCAAGGAUAUUGUCACCCAGGUGCGCGACCUCCGGCCAGGGCGGAAGUAUGCUUUUCGAGUCGUGGUGCACGCUGUGGUGGUGCCACCAUAUGGGCAGCCGCCAGCACAGCCCCCUUCGACUGUGGUGGUAUUUGAGACAGUGCCCACAGUGCCCGCACUUCCUCCACCGCCAGAGCCCACCAGAAAAGAACGCACUGCACUGAUGGUGAAGUGGAUUGAGCCUAAAGAGACUGGGGGCCGAGAUAUCACAGAGUUCCAAGUGCAGAUGAGGCCGUCAGCUGCACAGCCAGAGGCAUUUGUGGAAGUCUACAAAGGGAAAGAGAUGAAGCAGCGAUUCCCACAGUUGCAGCCAGCCACAGAGUACACCUUCCGCGUGAAGGCAAUCAACAGUGAGGGGGACUCGGACUGGAGCGAGGAGGCAAGGAUCAGGACAAAGGCAACGGUGCCAGAUCAACCCGAUGCGCCAAAUCUGCUGUCUGCAGGGCCCACUUUAGUCACGCUGCACUGGCCUGCCCCCAGCCACAAUGGAUCCGAGAUCGAACAGUACCUUCUGGAACGUGACAAUGGGGACGAGGGGGAGUGGCAAGUGGCAUACCGAGGGCCCAUGCAGCUUGUGGAGGUGUCUGGACUGCGCAGCGCAACCGCAUACCGUUUCAGGGUGGAAGCACACAAUGAGGCGGGAAAGAGUCUGCCGAGCGCGGUCGCGUGCAUAAAGACAACCAGCACCACGGCGCGUGCUCCCGGGGUGCCCACAGUCAUGGGCAACAACCGCACGUCCGCGAGCCUCUGCUGGGAAGAACCAGAGGACGACGGCGGGAGCCCCAUCGAGAGCUACGAGGCAGAGCUGCAGCCCAAGUGCAGGGCGGCCAUCGAGGGCGGCAUGGAAGACGAGUGGAGUAUUGUGUACCAGGGGAGCGCAAAGACGUGCCAGGUGGGGAAUUUGCGCGCGGGCUGCUUAUACAGGGUGCGGGUGCGCGCGAAAAACGGAGAGGGCUUCGGCCCGUACUCGCUGCCGGCAGAUGUGCGCACCUCGGCGGACAUCCCGGAGCCGCCGCCGGCGCCGCACGCUGAGUCAGCCUCGUCCGAUGCCCUGUCAGUCACCUGGGACGCCCCUGACUACGACGGCGGCUCUCGCAUCACCUCCUACAGGCUGGAGCUUUGCAGAGUCGGCCCGACGGAUGUCUGGGACUCGGGUGCGAGCAAGGGAAAGCGAAACGGGGAGCAGCGGUUCUCGAGUGUGCCCCUGGAGGAUGGGGGCCUUGGGCGAAGCGCAGAGAUCGACUCGCUCGACCCCGGCAAUGAGUACCUCCUCCGCGUGUUUGCCACCAAUGGGGAGGGCUCAUCUCUGCCUUCUGCUGUGGGCAAGCUGUGCACAAAGGCUGCGCCGCCGGUGGCGCCGGAUCCGCCGCACAUGGGUGUGCAGGCGGCGGCGGCCAAUGCGCUACAGCUGGCUUGGAGCGCGCCCUGGGCCAACGGCGCCCCUGUCACCGGCUACACCCUCGACAUGGCGCGCGCCGACACGCUGCAGCCUGCAUCCGGCCCUGCCCCUACCCAGGAGAGCGCUGGGGACCAGGACUGCGUGAGCGCAGGGAGCGGCGGGCCGGCGGCUGCCGGCUACGCGGCCUCCUCGGCAGCGUCAUCCGCCGAUGGCGAGGACGUCGCCUCCACGUCCGACCAGGCCCCCCGCCCGCCCAGGCAGCGCGGCGGCCGUCGCAGCAACCCCUACUCCGCAGUCUACUCGGGGCCUGAAACCUCCUACAGAGUCGAGGGUUUGGAUCCCUUCACAGAGUACGCGUUCAGACUACGGGCGUCGAACAGCGCUGGCCGCAGCGGCUGGAGCCCCCCGGUCACUCUGCGGACGGCUUCGGGGCCUCCCACCGGCCCCUUAUCAGUCACAGCUGACGGGUCGUCUUGCUCGAGCAUAGUGGCCGGCUGGAGCGAGCCUGAGCAGGAUUAUGGCGCGCCCAUCACCUGCUACCAGGUGGAAGGACUGCGGCCAGGGCGGGAGUAUGUGGUGCGGGUGAGGGCAUGCAACAGCCGGGGGCAGGGCCCCUGGAGCACACCCGUCUCUGCCGAGACACUGCCGGCGCCGCCCGCCGCGCCCUCUGCGCCCGUAGUUAGCCAGCGCACUGCCUCCUGGCUGCGCUGCCGCUGGGACGCCCCUGCGGAAGACAACGGCGCCGCUGUGCUGCACUACAGGCUGGAGAUGGCGGAGGAGGAUGGGGAGUGGGUGGAGGCCUGGAGGGGGACCGGCACGGUGGCCAGGGUGGGGGACCUGGCGGCAGGCAGGCAGUACAGCUUCCGCGUGGCUGCCAGCAGCGCCGUCGGCGAAGGACAAUUCAGCCGGCCCACUGCCGCGCGCACCCUGCUGCAGCCGCCGCAGCCGCCGCGCAACCUCCACCUGCAGCCCACCCUUGAAUGCAGGCCGCUUGGGUUUGUGGUGCGGUGGGAGCUUGAGGAGCGGUGUGGCACGCAUGCGGACGCGGUCAGCCACGAGGUCCGGGCACGGAGUGUGGGUGUGGAUGGCGCGGGGCACAGCGCAUGGAGCGAGCCGGUCAGCGCGGCAACUCCUGGCGAGCGCGCACAGCUGGCAGUUGCCGCAGCCAGCGGCGCUGCAGCGGCGGCCGACUCCGACGGCGCCACGCCGAAACGGCGCAAAGCCAAGAAGUUGGCCGCGGAGCGCGAGCUGGCCCUUGCAGACCCCAAGACCAAGGCGAAGGCGGCGUUGGGUCGGAAGCAGGUGGAGCAGCAGCUGCGCAGCAAGCGCACGCCUGUGAUCCCCAAGCGCAUGCGCCGAAUGCUCAAGCGCGCGCUCGGCUUCGCGCUUUUCUUUGGCGCCCUCUUCCUCCUGUUCACCUUUGCCUACCGGGAUUCCGCCCUCAGCAGCCAGGCCUACAAGCUCGCCAUGAAGACCCGCGAGGCCCAGCACAAAAAGGCUGCGGCGCGGGUAGCGGUGGAGAUGGAGCAGGCGGAGCAGGAGAAUGCAGAGAGGAUGAGCAUGGAGCGGCUGAGGGAGUGGCAGGAGGCUCUGCAGGCGCGCCGGGAGACCCAGGGCACUGGCAAGGCCAAGCCGAUGCGCUUUGGGGAUGACCCCUUUGAACACCUGCCACCGCACAUCUCCAUCCACGACUUCCACUUUGAUUGA